CGCUGUUGAGAUCAUGUUCAAGAAACCUCUAGCCGAUCUCAAGACUUCCGCACCGAUUCGUAGCUCAGAUCGCCGGAAGCUCAAGCAGAAAGUUGUGCAGACGUUCGGGCUUCAGGCGGAGGAGGGCGAUCUCCUCGUGCCGGAGGGCUUACAAUCCGUGAAAUUCAGUACCCAUGUGGGGGAGCAUGGGAUCGCAUACCUCGCCGCUGAGGGAGAUCCCCUGUGGUUCACCAUUGGGAAAGGAAGCGAAGAACUCAUACCAACCGUUUAUACUCUAUGGAAACAACCUCGACUCCUCCCAUUCCUGUCAACCCCGUCGGCUGUAAUCCCAGUACUCAUCGGAGGCGCGGACCUCAUGAUCCCAGGAAUCGUCCAACACUCUUCGAACCUCGCACCUAACCAACUGGUCUCCGUAACACAAUAUCACGCAGGAAAACUAGGGUAUCCACUCGGCGUUGGUCGCAUGGCCGUUGGCAGCGAUAAGCUGCAAUCCGAAGAUGGCAAAGGAAAGGGCGUGCUUAUCCUCCACACAUGGAAAGAUAAGCUAUGGGAUCUUGGUUCGAAGGGCGAACCACCGGAGCCUAUGGAUAUAACCACCCCUGUUGCCACAAGCGAGCAAGGAGGGCAGGACGGAUCCGCCCCAACUGCGAACAACCCGAAUUCCGUAGAUGGAAAGGCCCAAGAGACGGAGACUGAUCCGAAGCAGGAAUCGACAGAGGGGCCAUUAACUCCUGAAGAGGUAUCUUCGAUCCUUCGGACGGCUCUACUGCAAGCUAUCCAGACCACCCUAUCUCAAGUACCCUCCUCUACCUUCCCGAUCCCUGCCACCACGUUCUAUACGACGUAUUUACUACCGCACCGCCCCAGCUACUCUCCGAGUCCGACAUCUGUCGACAUCAAGCAUUCUGCGUUCAAAUCGCUCUCGGCUUUCUUGAAAGCUUGCGAGAAGGAUGGCAUGCUGUCUCUCAAGCAGGUGAAAGGCGACUACGUGAUCACCGGCGUGAAAGCGGACCAUCCCGACGUCGCCGGUCACCACGCGUACCGGACGCUGAAAAUGGAAGAAGAGAAAAAGGAGAAACGCGAGGCGCGCGAGAAGGAAGAAGGAGCCAAGAAGGGCAAAGAGAUGGUCGUCGUGGAGCUGUGGAAGCCGCAUCAGGCGACCAUACGGCUGUUUGAAGAGGCCGGGAAAGACCCAUCCGCAAUGUACUCGUUGACGGACAUCAAGACGAUCCUAAACGGCUACGUUGCGGCGAAGAACCUCGUGAACCAGCGCGAGCAGCAAUACAUCAAUGUGUCCGUUGACGAUGUCCUCGCCGGGGCCCUCUCGUCGAAGAACGCGCCACCUCCGGACUUCAUGAAGCGAGAAGAUAUCUGCAAGUUGCUGUCGGAGAAGAUGCAGGCGUGGUACAAGCUCCAGCCUGAAGGAAAAGACGUAGUUGUCAAGAAGGGACAACUACGACCGAUAUCCGUGCAAGUGAAGAUCCGGCAAGGCCGCAAAGCAUGCACCCUCAUUACGGGGUUCGAGCCGUUUUUGUUAGACGCUGACGAGCUCGCAGAGGAGCUGCGUAAAUCAUGCGCGUCGUCGACCGCAGUGGCACCGCUUCCGGGGAAGAACGCGGGCCUGGAGGUGAUGGUGCAGGGUAAACAAAUGGGGCCGGUGGCAGGAUUGCUACAGGCUAAAGGCGUACCGGCGCGGUGGAUCGAGACCGCGGACAUGACUGCCAAGAAGAAGUGAAGGGGCCAGCUGGGAGCAGAUCAAAGAGACGCGAGCGAAAGUGUUGCUGGCUAUGGGCCGGGAAAUAGACCAUAGCUAUGAGAACCUUGCUCGGCGUGUACGAUAGGCGCUGCCUGCAGUCGAAUGGAAGUACAAACUGAAUUGUA
Molecule: messenger RNA, 1881 nt
Organism: Punctularia strigosozonata HHB-11173 SS5
Lineage: Eukaryota; Fungi; Basidiomycota; Agaricomycetes; Corticiales; Punctulariaceae
Exons: 9
Coding region: 14-1735 (573 amino acids)
Biological process (GO): formation of translation preinitiation complex; translational initiation
Molecular function (GO): RNA binding; translation initiation factor activity
Source: RefSeq, a predicted model, not a curated record